AUGGAUAAAGUGUUUUUAAUUUUUUUAAUAGUCAUUCAACUAUUUUGUGUUUAUUCUUACACGACAAUAAAUAGAUAUAACAAUAGGGAAUGCACGUUAAAUCCAGGACUGGUAGAAGAAAUAGCAUCAUACAGAAAUAUAGCGAAAAGAAUCAUGUAUGAGAUCUUAAAUAACACAAUGGGUGAAUCGAUGUAUAAUGAAUAUACAUACUUUAUUGACAAAUUUGGAGCUCGACCAUCUGGUACUCAUGUGUUAGAAAAAGCAAUAGAUCACAUGUUCAACCUAACGAUAAGACAUGGUCUUAAAACUGUUUCCACAGAAGACGUUCAGGUACCGCACUGGACGCGUGGCUAUGAAACUGCAAUGAUGAUACGACCUCGCAUAAAACCAAUAACUAUCUUAGGACUUGGUCCAACUGUCAAUACUUCUAAUGAAGGAAUCACUGCAGAAGUCAUUGUCAUACGUAGUUUCGAAGAGUUAAACAAAAUUGAUGAAAAUAUUAUAAAAGGAAAGAUUGUUGUAUUUGACGCUCACUAUUCUUCUUAUGGUGAAACUGUGGCAUAUAGGGUAAACGGCGCUUCAAAGGCUUCAGAAAAAGGUGCUGUAGCAUCACUUAUAAGAAGCGUUACACCAUUUUCAUUAUACACACCUCAUACUGGUUCACAAAGGUAUGGUGAAAAUGUCACUAAAAUACCCACUGCAGCUAUAACCCAUGAGGAUGCAGAUUUAAUGAGAAGGUUUCAAGAUCAGGGUCUCAGCAUUGUUUUAAAUAUAAGUAUGUUUAGCACGUUUGAUUUAAAAAUUUCUAGAAAUACAUUGGUUGAUCUAGUGGGUCGCGAAGAUCCAAAUAAAUUAGUAAUAGUAUCAGGGCAUAUUGAUAGUUGGGAUGUUGGUCAAGGUGCAAUGGAUGAUGGCGGCGGUAUGUUUAUAAGUUGGUAUGUGCCAGUUGUUCUGAAUAAACUGAAAUUAAAACCUAGGAGAACGUUACGAGCAAUAUUAUGGACAUCAGAAGAACCUGGUCUUGUUGGAGCUAUUGCAUACUUAAAGAAACAUAAACAUGAACUUUCUGAUAUAAAUUUUAUAAUGGAAUCAGAUGAAGGAACUUUUAAGCCAUUGGGCUUAGAUGUCGCUGGAUCAGAUAAUGCUCGUUGUAUUGUAGCUGAAGUAUUAAAGUUAUUUACACCAAUCGAUAAAAUGAAAGUUAGUAAAAGUGUUGGUUCCGAUAUUACCAUUUUUAAUAAUGAAGGCAUACCUGGAGCUUCACUAUUAAAUCAAAAUGAUCGAUACUUUUGGUAUCAUCACUCAAAUGCAGAUACAAUGGACGUACAAAAUAAAGAAAAUGUUGUAGAAUGUGCUGCAUUCUGGGCAGCGUUAUCAUAUAUCAUUUCCGAUUUGUCGAUAGAUAUUCCCCGAAUUUAA
Messenger RNA from Parnassius mnemosyne (clouded apollo), 1419 nucleotides. Lineage: Eukaryota; Metazoa; Arthropoda; Insecta; Lepidoptera; Papilionidae. The record is from the annotation of a GenBank genome assembly.